Messenger RNA from Acanthochromis polyacanthus (spiny chromis), 889 nucleotides. Its product is annotated as threonine-rich protein-like. The transcript has 4 exons. Bases 7 to 705 code for a protein of 232 amino acids. Lineage: Eukaryota; Metazoa; Chordata; Actinopteri; Pomacentridae. The record is from RefSeq and is a predicted model, not a curated record.
UCAACUAUGUUACAAAAAGUCCUGCAGUUAUAUAUUGACCCUCUAAAUGGUGUUUUUGUUUUUUUUUGUCCUGUUACAGUCUACAACCUGGCAGACAAGGCUAAGAUCCUUGAGGAGGGGGUGUCCAUAGCAGCCAGAUACAUCACGAGUGAAAACAUUCUUUGCACUCCAAAACCGAAGCGUGGCUCAGACCCGGCAACAGCGCCACCUAGUUACACGCCAACCGUCACCGCAGGCAAACAGGGCAUGAAAAGAAAAGCCGAGCCUCUGCCUCAGCCACCAGCCAAGAAGCUCACAGCUGACAAGCCACCGGUGUCUCGGCCCUCACUUUUCCAGCCGUCCACUCCCAGCACGUCUGCUUCACACUUCCUGACUCCAAAGGCCACAAAGAGACCUGCUUCUUCCUAUCUGGACACUUCACACAAGAAGCACAAAGCUUCUGAAACACCGACUGACGACAAAAAAACUACCGGCUCUGACAAACCCACCGCAAGUGUCUCGCCCAGUACGAGUCCGUCUCCCAGCGUCAACCCAAAAGUCCGACAGAGACCCGGCACUCCUGAGCUUGAGACACAGACGAAGAAACCCAAAUAUGACUCGAAUGUACCGGCCGAAGAGUUGCUUGACCAGUCUUACUGCUACAGCAAGUCUGUUCCAAAUGUGAAACGUGCCAUCAAACUGCAACUCCUCAGCAGGCGCAGCUGAUUGACCGCCGCUGACUGAAUGGCUGAAGAGAAAACUCCAAAUUCCAUCACCAGCCAUCUUUUAUUCUUCUCCUUCAUUUUUGUUAUUAUUAUUAUUUACUUGCUUAUUGUAUUUUGCUCAUGGCUGCUUCAUUUUAAACCAUUAUUGUUAUUCAUUGAGCUUUAUUAAAAUUCUUAGCAUUGCA